UGUAUUCAGUUGUUGAACUCGCCAUAGCAGUGCUGGGUGUGUUUAGUGCGCUCAGUAUGAUCUGAGAACGCUGUGCUCGAUGUGGGCUGUGUUGAGUGCUGGUGCCGCUUGGAGCUGCUGUGGGAGGGAGUAGGGACUCUUAUUGUGACACGGCGGCUCCCUCAGCCCCUUCCUCUCGCUCAUCCAUACUCGCUGCCGUUUGACAACAACAGAGAAGCAGCGGCGCCGAGCAGCGGGAGAGAGAGAGAGAGAGAGAGAGAGAGUGAGAGUGUGUGUGAGAGAGAGAGAGAGAGAGAGAUACAGAUACAUAGAUAGAUAGAUAGAUAGAUAGAGAGGGAGGGGGCCAGGGCUGCUCUCGACGUUCGGGUUGAGGAUUGUCCUGGGGCUGAGGUGGGGGCGGCAGGAGGAGGAGGAGGAGGAGCAGGGACGCCGCCACCGCCGAGUUGUCCCCGAGCCCGGGGCCCCGGUCAUGGGCCACGGGAGGUGGAGGAGGCCGAGGCCGCGCUCAGCGAGCAACAUGAGGCGACUUGCCAUCGGCGCCCCAGACCAGUGAAAAGUGCUGAUCCAACAUACUGUGGAAGGAACAGGAAUGUUUUACUAUCAGGCUCUCUCAUUGGUCGCUGCUUGCUUUCCAACUGCAUAAGAAGCUGCCGAUUGGAGAAUCUUCAUGAGCUCAGGAGAUGAGAGAGUACCGGCAGCAAGAACAGGCUGACCCUCAGCGGAUACUCUCCGUGCCACAGGAGCUCCCCAUCCUGGAGCAGUUUGUUUGUCAGAAGAAAUACAAGAAGGAGAAGACUUGUUUGGCAGACAGUAAGAUGUUGGCUGGCUCACAGAAGCCAGCCCGAGCCCAGAAAAACUCGAGCCCCAACAAGCACUUAAAGAGCCCGGGCUCACCUGGCAUGAUGUCCCACAGCCCAGGCACACUUCAUUCGGGCUGUUCCAAGCCUCGGGGUCUGAAGAGCCCCCCACUAACCGACACCCAAAGGUUUUCUGAAAACAGUUUGAAAAUCAAACACGAGACAGAAAUCCGGAUUCCCCCGGUCCCGUCGCCAAAAGCCGUGACCAAUCAAAUGCACCCGGACAGUAAACUGCCGAACCACGGCAAGCCGGUCAAUAGCAAUGCCCCGCCCCCAAAUGCAAGCCAGGGAACGCCCUGCGGCCUGGGGUCAAAGGCCACGGGAGCAAGUAGUCACGGUGGAAAAUCAAGUCAGAUUUCUCCCGGAAACUCUGGACUAAAAGGCUCCCAGAACUCUGUGACAAGCUUGGGAGCUUUGAAAGGGAAGGUGAAGCGGGAAAGGAGCAUCUCGGUGGACUCGGGAGACCAGCGGGAAGCCAGCACACCGGUCAUAGACACAGAAUCUAAAGCAGAUGGAGCCCCACGGAGCAAGAGGCGUUGUGUUCUGGAACGCAAGCAGCCAUACAGUGGGGAUGAGUGGUACUCAGGACCAGACAGUGAGGACGAAGAUAAACCUGGAGUGGCUGCCCACAAUUGUACUGUGGUGGAGUCUGCCCUCUCGGGGGCCGUUCAACCUUCUCCCAGUUCGAACCCCCUCCCAACAGUCAGCGACAGUGCCCCUUCCAACGUUCCUCACAACCCAGCGGGCGGGCCCUGCCUGCGAUCAGACAGUGGCAACCCCAGGAACCCCAGCAAACCACCUUCGCAAUUUGUUUACGUCUUCACGACUAACCUGGCCAACAUGGCUGCGGAGGCUGUAAUCCAGGGCCGGUCAGACUCGAUUGUUGCCUAUCACACGCACAACGUGCCUCGCACGAAACUGGAGCAAGUGUACGAUAAGAAGGCUUCCCACGCCGCCCAGAAAGGAGCCGGACUUCAGGACCAGCCAUCGCGCAGCACACCGCCAUCUCGCACGCCCCAGCCACAGUCCCAGCAACAGGGCCAACAGUGCUUACAGGCCCCCAGCUCUCUCCCUCAGGAGGGAGGAGCAGGGCCUGACCCCUUACACUCUGACAUGGGUUCCAAACCGAUGGAGAGCAAUGGCGGAGCAGGGAACCAGCCAGGGAAUGCUCACCCCAACAUCAGUAACGCCGCCGCCAACCCAUUGCAGGGGGUUCCGGGUGAUCCAGCCAGUGGGGGAAAUGGGGAGACCAGCAAUCCAAAUGGGAAUGUAUCAUUGGUGAUGAACCUGCACGGCAACACCGAAGGCUUGUCCAAGGAGCAGCUGGAGCACAGGGAGCGUUCCUUGCAGACCCUAAGAGAUAUCGAGAGGCUCCUGUUGCGCAGCAGCGAGAGCGAAUUUCCAUUGAAGGGCAACUGCGGCCCCAGUGGACAAGGAGAUGGGCAGCAGGCAAUGAAGAAGCCAGAAGAACCUUUACAGUCCAUGAUUUCCCAAGGACAGACUUUGAGUGGAGUUGAAGGGCCAAAUAUGGAGCAAGAGGCAGUACACCACCAAGAGGUGAUGCAGCAUGACCCCAUGGGACAGCAGGUCAGCAUGAUGAUGAAUCCGGUCAACCAGGAGAAUCUGACUCCAGAGCAAGUGGCCUGGAGGAAGCUUCAGGAGGACUUCUAUGAAGAGAAAAGGAGGAAGCAGGAGCAGGCGGUGGUUCAACAAAGAACAAUGCAAGAAAUGAUGAUGCAGCGGCCAAUGGGAGGUAUGAUGGUGCGAGGACCUCCCCCGCCCUACCAUAGCAAAGCCGGCGACCAGUGGCCGUCUGGCAUGGGCAACCGGUUCACGGGCCCCAUGGACGUUCCUGAGUCCAUGCAACCCCGAGCAACCAUGCCUUUCUCUGGGCCCCGCUUUCCCAAUAGCCAGAUACAGAGGGUUAGUGGAUAUGGAGGAAUGCAGAAUAUACCGAUGGAGGCUUUGGGGCCCAUGAACCCAAUGCAGCGGACUGUGCGUCCUGGGAUGGCCUGGCCAGAUGACAUGCCACCAAUGGGAGGUGGAGGGAACUUCCCCCAAGGUGGCAUACCAUAUCAUCCUAGCCAGGGUGAUCCCGAGAGGUUCAUGAACCCUAGGGCCAGGGAAGAGCUAUUGAGGCAACAGCUGAUGGAAAAGAGAUCCAUGGGUAUGCAGCGCCCACUGAAUCUGAACAACACCAACAGCAUUGGUGGCAUGAACCAGGGAAUAGAGAUGGAGCGAAUGAUGCAGGCACAGAGACAGAUGGAGCCAGGAGCCAUCUCUGGGAUGUUCCCUGGCCAGUUACCUGGCGAUAACGUGAGUGGAAAUCCAAUGGGAUUGGAUUUUGUUGGAUCAAGGGGAAUGUUGAGCCCUCCUCUAGGGCAGGCAGGACCCGUGCGUGAUAUGGACGCGUCGAUGGGUCCCGGUAAUGUCAAUAUGAACAUGAAUGUAAAUAUGAACAUGAACAUGAAUCUCAAUGUCCAGAUGACACCUCAGCAGCAGAUGAUGAUGUCACAGAAAAUGAGGGCACAGGAAAUGAUGUCACAUCAGGUUUUGACUCCAGAAGAGAUGGCGAGAGUCAGGGCACAAAAUGGCAGUGGGAUGAUGGGAGACCCUCAGAAAAUGUUGAUGCAGUCACAAUUUCCUAAUCAUGGACAACAGGGUUUUCCUGGUGGUCAGGGGCAGUAUUCCAAUAUGUCUCAGGAAGUGAAUAACAUGGGAAAUCCUGGGGAGAUGUUUAGUCCUGAACAAGGUCCCAUGCCCGUGGGUAGCAUGAGCAACACAGCCAGACUGAGCCACAUGCAAAUGACACCAACUUCAAAUCAGUCCAGCAGCCACGGUAAUGUGAGCGCGAUGCUUCCAGCAUCGCAAAGGGGGCUAGGCCGAAGACCCUCUGACCUCACGAUCAACAUCAAUCAAAUGAGUUCUCCCAACAUGGGUCACCUAAAGUCACCGACCAUUAGCCAGGUUCACUCUCCCCUGGUCAGCUCUCCGUCUGCCAACCUCAAGUCACCCCAGACGCCGUCUCAGCUGCCAAACUUGUCAUCCGCUAAUGCCUCGGGUCCAAUCAAGUCUCCCCAGGUCAUGAGCUCAUCGCUUCCUGUCCGCUCUCCAGCAAGCUCUCCCAGUCGGUUAAAGUCACCGUCAGUGUCUGUUGCCUCACCUGGAUGGACCUCAUCGCCCAAGACUACCCUUCCAAGUCCUGUGAUCAGCCAGGGCAAGCAGCCAAUGAGCAUGAACUCUUCUGCCCCAUUGGGAAACAUUGAACAAGGUCCUAUUGUCUCCGCCUCUCGCUCUGGCCCUGGCUUGCCUUAUAACUCACCGGAUUCAACGCCUUCCCAGAAUCCACUCUCACUCAUGAUGUCACAGAUGUCCAAGUAUGCCAUGCCAAGCUCCACCCCGCUUUACCACGACGCGAUUAAGACCAUUGCCACCUCUGAUGACGAGCUGGCCCCAGAGCGAUCAAUGUCGAUGAUGCAGCCCACCAGCGUCUCUGGAAUGACUGGAAGCCAGAAUCCGCAGCCGCAUAUGGUGUCUCAGAGUGUGGUAGGGCCAGGGUCUGCCAACAGCCCCCUGGCAAUGAACAUGGUGGGGCAUCCAUUGUCCCAUGAACCGCCAGCCCCCAUGAUGCCAUCUCCUGGCAUGAUGGGACCCAGCAUCCCCAUGCAUGAGGGGCAUGGCCCUGGAAUGACUGUACAAAGCCCCAUGAUGGUGCACCCACCCCAGGAUUCACUGGGGCAAGCCUGUGGCUCAGUAACUGGCAGUGGUUCCCAGAUGCUACCUCAGAACCCCAUGGUCCUCCAGCGAAUGCAGCACCAACCCCACAACACUCUGCAGUCCCCGGGUUCCGGGAUGCAACAGGGCUACCCCCCAGGGAUGGCCAUGCCCCACGAGGAAGCUGUCCCGCCCCACGGGGUCCCCGCUGGCCCGGCCCCUGCUCAGCCACAGCAGCAGCCCCCGCCGCCCCCCCCUCCACCUCCACACUUGAUGGCCAAGAACGUGUCGAGCCGAGCUGGAGGCGAAGGCUACCAGCUGUCGGGAGUGGCCUCAGUCCUCAACGACCCUGAGCUGCAGGACGUUAUCCGCCCCUCAGCAAGUGGGAUUCCAGAGUUCAACCUGUCGCGCAUCAUUCCUUCGGAGAGACCCAGCAGCACGCUGCAGUAUUUCCCCAAAGGAGAAUCCCAGGCGUCAAAAGCCCCAUCUUCCAACCCUCACCUCAUGAACCUUCAGAGCAUGAUGUUGGAGCAGGGUCCCGCGAGCAGACCCAACCUUCCAGGACAACAGCAGCCACCACCACCGCAGCAGCAGCAACAGCAGGUGGUGCAGAGGGGCCUGAGCAUGCACAUUUUCCAUCCGGGGCAGGUGCCAGGGCCCAUGAUGGCAAGGACAGGCAUGCCAGGCCAGCACGGUGUAAUGAGCAGCAGUCUGCACCAGGUUCUCAUGUCUCCACAGCAGAGCCUGAUGGCCCAACAGAACAUGAUGCUACAAACCAAGCAGAGGAGCCUCUCGCUGUCGGGGGAGAUGUACGGACAGGGCGGUCACAUGCUUCCUCCGCAGGUGGGCAUGCUGGGAACGCCGCCCCACCAAAGUAUGAUGUUCCCUCAGCAGUUGAGACAGAGGAGCAUGUCCUUAGAUGUACCCAUCACCUUUGUACCAGAACCAGGGAACACUGCCAACAUGCCCUUCUAGCUCCUCUCAUCGACUUUUCGUACAACUAGGAUUUAUGCAAGUCAUGAAGCGACAGUGGUGGGAAAAUAAAAAUAAUUUUAUUACGAAAAGUGAGGCCCGGAACUGAGGAGUCAAAGAGUUUAUACCAAGGCGGGGCUGGAAGGUGGGGUGGGGGGUGGGGUUGGAAGUGUGGGAGUCAAAGAUUAUUUUUUAACAGAGUGAGCUCGGCUGAAAGACUUCCAGACAUUUGCGUUUUCAAUUUUAAUUUUUUAAAAUUUUUCUCUCUCUUUCCCUUUUCCCCCUCUGCCCCUAGCCCCUCACACUCUCCACUCCCUAGCCCCCCCUCGCGCUUUCUACUCUCCGCAACCUCUCUGCUCCCCGGACCCCCCUCCCCCGGCGCGUGACCUCUCCGAUCCCCGGACCCCCGACCCCCUGGCGCGUGACCUCUCCGAUCCCCGGACCCCCCACCCCCCGGCACGUGACCUCUCCAAUCCCCGGACCGCCCCCCCCCAGCGCGUGACCUCUACGAUCCCCAGAUCACCCCCUCGCGUGACCUCUCCGACUCCCAGACCCCCCCACGUGACCUCUCUGAUCCCCAGACCCCCCUCGCGUGACCUCUCUG
This is a messenger RNA of Mobula hypostoma (lesser devil ray), 6147 nucleotides long. RefSeq names its product bcl9 like (gene bcl9l). The record is from RefSeq and is a predicted model, not a curated record. Lineage: Eukaryota; Metazoa; Chordata; Chondrichthyes; Myliobatiformes; Myliobatidae. Gene Ontology annotation, molecular function: transcription coactivator activity; beta-catenin binding. Gene Ontology annotation, cellular component: beta-catenin-TCF complex. The transcript has 10 exons. The coding region runs from base 681 to 5546 and encodes 1621 amino acids. Gene Ontology annotation, biological process: canonical Wnt signaling pathway; negative regulation of transforming growth factor beta receptor signaling pathway; positive regulation of transcription by RNA polymerase II.